This is a messenger RNA of Penicillium soppii, 408 nucleotides long. RefSeq names its product DUF3602 domain-containing protein. The record is from RefSeq and is a predicted model, not a curated record. The coding region runs from base 1 to 408 and encodes 135 amino acids. The transcript has 3 exons. NCBI's taxonomy places the organism in Eukaryota, Fungi, Ascomycota, Eurotiomycetes, Eurotiales, Aspergillaceae.
AUGUCACGAAAUAUUUCAUACGGCCGCGGAGGCGCAGGCAACAUCACCCGCCAACACUCCGCGCUCACCCCCAAAGACCUCGUAACCCCAACCAUCAAGCAAGAAGUGUACACAACGGGUCGCGGAGGUUCAGGGAACAUGGUCGUAAACAAACCCGACCAGCCUGAGCUUGCGCGCGAGAGCCAAGACGUCGAGUCACCACCCCUGCGCGCGCAACAGAUCCCCCACCACACAGGCCGAGGUGGUGUUGCGAACGCCUACAUCCCCACGGCCGAAGAGGAAGAGCACGAGAAGAAGGUCCAAGAGCAGGAGGCGGAGCUUAUGCGCGUGCGAACACAGUCGAAAGAUCGCGUCAAGGAGAUUGAGCACGAGCGCCAGGAGUUGCGAAGGAAUUCACCUUCUUCAUAG